Molecule: messenger RNA, 1877 nt
Organism: Xylaria bambusicola
Lineage: Eukaryota; Fungi; Ascomycota; Sordariomycetes; Xylariales; Xylariaceae
Product: mRNA capping enzyme
Exons: 1
Coding region: 247-1728 (493 amino acids)
Biological process (GO): 7-methylguanosine mRNA capping
Cellular component (GO): nucleus
Molecular function (GO): mRNA 5'-cap (guanine-N7-)-methyltransferase activity
Source: RefSeq, a predicted model, not a curated record
GUAGCAUACAAUACCUACCCAAGGUCAAUGUUUCUCAUGCCAGCAAACGAAAAGCAUAUCACUAUCACAAGAUCCCGAAUUAGAACUUGCCUAAUUAGAUUCACAACCCCCUGGGCAAUACAUCGUCCUAAUCUGUAAGAUAGAAGACAAAACAACAAAACAUUACAUCACUGAUCACUGCAUACCUUACACAAUAUCAGCGCAAGCCGCGUCGAAACGAGACUCCGCCCAUCCCUACCUCGCAUCAUGGCCGACGACGAGGGUACAGAAGACCUUCCCCAGCCAUUCGAUGCAAAGAGGCUUGAGUCGGCAAAGCGCCGGAGACACAGCACCAAUGACGGGUCCCCAAUGGCUGAGUCAAAUGGCAAAGGGCGAGGCCUGCCCUCCAUCGAUGAGUUACCACAGCCUUUCGACGCGAAGAAGCUCGAAUCCGCCAAGAAACGCCAGCGCUCUACAUCUCCCUCCGAACAGCCUCGGAAGCUCAAGCGCCCAGGCCAGCGAGCCCGCAUAUCGAAUACCGAGGCCGCCGCCAUUCGCCAACGGCAUGAGCAACGCGAGCGAGAGUCUGCGCACGCCGGGAGCGAUGCCGCCCAUGGCAUCAACGACAUCGUGCGCCAACACUACAAUGCCGUACCCGAGCGCGGCCGAGACUGGCGGAAGACGGGGAGCCGCAUCAAGGGCCUGCGUGUCUUCAACAACUGGGUCAAGAGCACCCUCAUCCAGAAGUUCUCGCCCGACGAGGAUCACACGCCCGGUGCCCACCAACAAGGUCGUGACAUGGCCGGCGCACAUGGGCACGAGUUGCUCGUUCUCGACAUUGGCUGCGGCAAAGGCGGCGACCUGGGCAAAUGGCAACAGGCACCACAGCGGGUUCAGCUCUAUGUUGGGUUGGAUCCCGCCGACGUUUCGAUUGACCAGGCCAAGGAGCGGUAUCGAAGCAUGGGCAGCCAAGGAGGCAGGGGCGGCCGCGGCGGGAGAGGCGGCUAUCGGGGGGGCAACCAACGACAGCAGCAUCUAUUCGAUGCCCGCUUUUACGUUAAGGACUGUUACGGUGAGUCGCUUGGCGAUGUCGAUAUCGUGCGCCAAGUAGGAUUCGAUCCAUCGCCCAUGGGCCGUAGCGGCUUCGACAUUGUCAGUAUGAUGUUCUGCAUGCAUUAUGCAUUUGAGACGGAGGAGAAGGCUCGAAUGAUGCUGCAGAAUGUGUCCAGCGCCCUCAAGAAGGGUGGGCGGUUCAUAGGAUGCAUACCGAACUCAGAUGUUAUCAGCACCAAAGUGACGGAAUUCAACGAACGUGUCGCCAAGAAGAGCGAGGAUCCCGUUGGUGAACAGCCGCCAGAAGACAAGGAGGAGGGUGAGGCCGAAGAGACAGCGGAAUGGGGCAAUGAAUUAUAUCGGGUGAGGUUCCCCGGCAAGACACCCGAGGAUGGUAUCUUCCGUCCCCCUUAUGGUUGGAAAUACAAUUUCUUCCUCGACGAAGCGGUUGAGGAGGUGCCCGAGUACGUAGUGCCGUGGGAGGCAUUCCGAGCCAUCGCCGAGGGAUACAAUCUAGAGCUACAGUAUCACCAGAAGUUUGGGGACAUAUGGGAAUCGGAGAAGGAUGACUACGUGCUGGGGCCCCUCAGUGAACGUAUGGGCGUCCGUGGGAGAGGGAGAGGCCCAUUAUUGGUUUCUCCUGAAGAGAUGGAGGUGGCCAAUUUCUACGUGGCUUUCUGCUUUUAUAAAGUAUAGGUGCCGCUGCCCGGCCUUAGCCAUCUACGACUCUUAGUUUAGCGAAUGCUGAGCUAGAAAUACGCGCACCGUGAUGACCUGGUGUAAGUGUAUAUCUAUAUGUAAGAAAAUGCGCCUAGUGCAGCGGUAAAUGGCGAAUUUUCUUUGCA